AACCCCAUGUGCUGAUUGGUUGUUGCUCUCUAACCCCAUUUCCCGAUUGGUCGGGGACCUCAGACCCUCUUUUCUGAUUGGCCGCUGCUCCCUGACCCUUUGUUGUGAUUGGCCAGCCAAUCCCGCCCUGUCCCCUCCCCUUUAUGGGCGUGUCCCCGACCUCACGCCCUGAUUGGCCGCUCCCAUGAGCGUGUCCCUGACCCUCCCCCUCCCCAAAUCCCCCCCCAGUUCUCUCCUGGGGGCCCUGCGGGACCCCGAGCGCAGCCGAUUGGUCGAGGCCGCCUUGGCCGUCCUGGCCCCGCCCAAAAUCCGGGAGCUCUUCCGGGAUCACCUGCGGGGGCACCUGAGGGGCGUGGCCUCCCACAGGGUGGCCAAUCACGGCCUCCAGAGGCUGCUGGACCACGCCCCUGAAGAUGUGGUGGAGGAGGUGCUUUCGGAGCUGGGCCCCGCCCUGGGGGAGCCGCUGGCCCGGGGCCACCCCGGGGUGGUCACAGCCCUGCUCGGGGCCGCCCGGAGACACCCCCGGCUCCAGGGCCCUGCCCAACGAUGGCUGCUGCAG
Molecule: messenger RNA, 559 nt
Organism: Neopelma chrysocephalum (saffron-crested tyrant-manakin)
Lineage: Eukaryota; Metazoa; Chordata; Aves; Passeriformes; Pipridae
Gene: NOP9
Product: NOP9 nucleolar protein
Exons: 2
Biological process (GO): endonucleolytic cleavage to generate mature 5'-end of SSU-rRNA from (SSU-rRNA, 5.8S rRNA, LSU-rRNA); ribosomal small subunit export from nucleus; endonucleolytic cleavage in ITS1 to separate SSU-rRNA from 5.8S rRNA and LSU-rRNA from tricistronic rRNA transcript (SSU-rRNA, 5.8S rRNA, LSU-rRNA)
Cellular component (GO): preribosome, small subunit precursor; 90S preribosome; nucleolus
Molecular function (GO): RNA binding
Source: RefSeq, a predicted model, not a curated record